This is a messenger RNA of Carassius auratus (goldfish), 1351 nucleotides long. RefSeq names its product zinc finger protein 239-like. The coding region runs from base 56 to 1024 and encodes 322 amino acids. The transcript is spliced from 2 exons. NCBI's taxonomy places the organism in Eukaryota, Metazoa, Chordata, Actinopteri, Cypriniformes, Cyprinidae. Gene Ontology annotation, biological process: regulation of DNA-templated transcription. Gene Ontology annotation, molecular function: DNA-binding transcription factor activity, RNA polymerase II-specific; RNA polymerase II cis-regulatory region sequence-specific DNA binding. The record is from RefSeq and is a predicted model, not a curated record.
AAUAAAACACGAGGAUCCAGAAACCUGGAGAAUAAAACACGAGGAACAAGGAGGGAUGAUUGAAAAAAACAAGAAUGAAGAAAUGAGUGAAGUUGAAGAGAAAAAUCACGUCAAAACUGGAGAAAAACCCUUGAGUUGUUCUCAAACCAAAGAAAAAUAUUUAAAUAUAAGAAAAGCUAAAAAAUCUUUCACCUGCACUCAUUGUGGAAUGAGUUUGACGUGCAAAUACAAUCUUGAUGUUCACAUGAGAGUUCACACUGGAGAGAAACCACACACAUGUGGUCUGUGCGGGAAGAGUUUUGCACAAUCAUCGCACCUUAAGGAUCACAUGAACAUCCACACUGGAGAGAAACCUUACAAGUGUUUACGCUGUGACAAGAAAUUCAGUCAUUCAGGAAAUCUGAAUACACAUGAGAGGAUCCACACCGGAGAGAAACCGUACACAUGUGAUCAGUGCGGGAAGAGUUUCACAAUAAAGGGCAAUCUUACAGAGCACAUGAGAGUUCAUACCGGAGAGAAACCAUACACAUGUGAUCAAUGCGGGAAGAGUUUCACACGAUCAGGAACCCUUAAGAAACACAUGAACAUCCACACUGGAGAGAAGCUUUACGCAUGUGAUCAGUGCGGGGAAAUGAUUUUAAAUGCUUCAGCCCUACAGCAGCACAUGGAUGUUCAUACAAAGGAGGAACCACAUUCAUGUAAUUUGUGUGGAAAGAGUUUUUUAUGUCUACAAAGUUUGAAAGAACAUGAGAAAACUCAUACUGGUGUGAGAGAUCAUGUGUGCUUUGAGUGUGAAAAGACUUUUAGUUCAGCGAGCAGUUUAAAACGGCACCAGAGGAUUCACACUGGAAAGAAACCUUACAAGUGUUCACACUGUGACCAGAGCUUCAGUAAUUCAUCAAGUCUGAAAACACAUGAGAUGAUCCACACUGGAGAGAAACCUUAUCGCUGCACUGAAUGUGGGAAGUGUUUCAAUGAUUCAUCUGCUCUACACAGACAUACAAAAAACAUUCACAGUAAGUAGAUAAACUUCAGAUCGGAAUUGCCUCCUCACCAAAUGUGACACAAUAAUGAAUCAAGCAAUUCAAAAUAUAAUCUGGAUGAAUAAAUCCAUAACAAAGAACACGACAAAGAAACAUUAUCUAAAGUUUCACAGUGAGUAAAGUUCAUCACCAAAACCAGCAAAUUUAACUGUGAUUCAGAUCAACUCAAAGGUGGAGUUCCUUUCCAAAUUCCUGAGGCUUUUAAAAACUCCCAGCCUGGUUCAUUACUCAAAACCGCAAUCAUGGGUAAGACUGCCGACCUGACUGCUGUCCAGAAAGCCAUCAUUGACACCCUCAAGCGAGAGGGU